This is a messenger RNA of Sclerotinia sclerotiorum 1980 UF-70, 3147 nucleotides long. RefSeq lists its product with no specific name. The transcript is spliced from 5 exons. The record is from RefSeq and is a predicted model, not a curated record. Bases 1 to 3147 code for a protein of 1048 amino acids. NCBI's taxonomy places the organism in Eukaryota, Fungi, Ascomycota, Leotiomycetes, Helotiales, Sclerotiniaceae.
AUGUCAACUUCAUCGGAUGUGCUUACUCCGAUCGGUAUCAUUGACGCUCCUGCAAGCGAUGGAGAGGCGCAAGCGUCACACGCGGAGGAACUGAAUGUGGUGUCACGUGAAACUGCAGGUGAGAUUUUAGCUCCCGGUGGAACGGAAGAGCAACAACUUGUAAAUCUUCCGGCACCUAUGACAAAUAAGCUCUUCGCUCCCGCUGGACUGCAAAUGAGUACAACGUUGAAUAGUGAUAAUGCCACAGAACAGCAAGCGGGUUGGCCGCCAAAAGAUGCUGUCGCAGCUUCAUCCCUUAUUGAAAAAGACAGAAUGGAACAUAAAGCAGACCCGAAGCCAUUAAAUCGGUCUCCAAUUAGUAUGAUGAAUCGACCGCGAGGAGUAAGUCUGGAUCAGGUAAUCAAUACUGAUCAACUAAGUCGAACUGCCAUAAGAUCAUUACAAGCGCCUCUUCCCAUACAAUCCACAAGUCAAAAAACUCCCGGCAUUGAAGAACAAGGAAGGCAACCCUCAUUCAAGACAUUGCCACCUAUCCGAAGGACAUCCAAGUUUGGUUUCGAGUUUGGAUCGAGAAAACCUCAAACCAGAUUUCCCAUAUCCGAUGAUGACGAUGACGAUGUUUCGAACGGUUAUAUGCAAGAUGUAGCCAAUUCGAAUACAAUGGUAGGUACUAGUGAUCCUACUUCACAGCAAAAUGCUCGUACGGAUGUUUCUAUUGUGAACAAGGCUCCAGUCUCGAAACCGAAUGUUCAUACCAACACACAGCCUCGGUUCUCAGUUUUUCCUCGUGUCGCCGAUCCAUUUGUUCAUAAAAACCAUGGGCAUGAUGUAGAGCGAUCGAAUCCAGCCAUGGGACAUACUCGUCAAAAUUCAUGGAACAGUCUCUCCAAAAUUUCUCGAUCUAGGCGAGGUUCUGUCUCUGAUCAGCGUCGUGAUAGCAAUGUACCACCACCAAUGAUACCAGCUUUACCAUUUGAGUCGCCUCCUUCUUCCACUCAGCGCUACCCCGAAUUGUUUGGAGGACCGGCUAUUGAAGUCCAAGAUGACCAUAAUAUGCCUGGCGGAUAUUAUCAAGCACCUAGAGGUCGGACUGAAGCCUUACCUCCACGUCAGCCAAGCAGCGAAAUCUCAGGAGCGAGGCCUUCUCAAAACAAUGAAGAGCCUGUUGGUCAUCGAAGACGACGUAGCUCAGAUCUCGUCAGCCGAGGUAUGAACUUUGUUCGCUCCCUCUCAAGAGAGCGAAGAGGUUCUGUGUCAAGAGAGCGAAAAGGUUCUAUAUCAAGAGAUGGGGAAAUACCUCCCAUGGAUACUUUUGCCACUCCUACUUCGCGUGAUGGUAGGCAGAAAAAGAGAGGGUCUGGUUUCUGGGGUAAUUUUGACAUUACUGGGGAACAGUCAUCAGACUUCCCUGUUGGAAGAGAGAGCAUGAUGGCGCAUUAUUCUGGUAGUCAGUCCAAUCUGAUGGCGAGUCCCCGCGAGAGCCCCAUGACCCCAAAAUCUCCCAACCCGAAUCCUACAUUGGAGACACCGAAUUCUAACAUAGUUGGUCGCUCCACAACUACAAUGGGCAAAACACUGCAGAGGGAUGACAAAAGGGGUCGAUUGGCUGGGUUAAGUGGUCUCUUCUCACGUUCUCCUAAGGGCGAUGGAUCAGUGCUUUUCAAGCCAAAAAGAGCCACGACAGAUCUUUCAAGUUUUAGUCCCCGUGGUGGCACUCUUUCUUCUCCCCAACUAGAAGCUCAAACUAGGCAGGAUGCCAAUGUACACCACAAACGAAGACCAAGUCAACCGUUGAAUUUUCUGUCUAAAUUCGCCCCUUCUCCCUCUCUUCAGAAAACUGAGAACCCAAGUCAGGAUAGUAAGCUAUAUCAGGAACCCCGCCCGAGGCGCCCUUCAGUGAGUGGACUAUUGACCGGUAUGCUUAGAAAAAGAUCGAACACGCUAGAAAAAGAUAAUGCUAAAAGUGAAGACGAUGGAAGAAGGCCCAUGAUUGUUCCUGUGGCUAGAAUGUACACAGACCUUGCCAUGGAAUCUCAUGAGGCUUUACCCGAUCCUGUUGCCACGCCUACGCAACGAUUAAAGAAGACAGACCAAGAGCGUGGACGGACUCGUAACUCUACUCGGUCGCCUGCCCGUGAACACCCAGGCCAGCAACGACCUUUCCAGCUUGCACUACCAUAUGGCAGUAAUGGAAAUAGUCGAUCUAGUCGCUCAUCUACGCCACCUAUUCCUCCUCCCAAUGAUGGUGCUGUAGCUGCGUGGGGUCAAACAUCAGUACUAUUACCUGCGGAUGAAAUUUUACCGACUAAUGAAAAUAUCGAUAUUGAUCGCUUUCCAUUGCCGCCCUCCCCACAAAAUAACCCAGAGUGGCACAGAAAUAGAAAUCUUUCGGCAUCUUCUGAUAAUGGUUUGCAACGAACUAGCACGGGAAGGAGUCUAGUCAGUGCUGUGUCGCAGAUUUCUGACUCUCCGUCCCCACAGCCGCAAGCAGAGCAUGCGAUGGAGCAUUUUUUACAUGUGGAGGCGGACAAUCAUGUGAAGCGACAAAGUGGAGGUUCGUAUAACGCGAGUACAAAAUCGGCGAGGGAAGAUGUGAAUAUGGCUGAGAAGUACGCAGAGAGGAAGGAUGAUAAGCAGAUUGAGAGAAGUGGUAGUAAUCGCAUUGGUGAUACAGCUGAACGUGAGAUUGGCGAGAUGGCUGGCAAUAAAGGUGCCACAUACAAAAAUGCACAUACAAGAGAGGAAAGAUUACAAAUGUCUGCAACGAGUUAUCCCGAGAGAGGGUGGAAGGUGGAAGGGAUGGUGGAAGGUGGAAGGUGGAAGGAAUGGUGGAAGGUGGGAGGAAUGGCGAGGAUAUUGUUUUCUUAUUUUUUUUUGGAUCUUUUACUGUACGGAUUGCGGUAUAAUAUAAUCUUACAAGCUUUUAUAUCUCUCUCCUCGCGUCGUCAUGAUUGUGAUCGUGAGGGUGAUGGUGAUGGUGCAAAAGAGAUGUUUAGUUUAGUUUGGUUUGAUAAUAUCUUGAAAAUAAAGAUGUUGGAAGAGAACUAUAGUGGUUUCGGAGUGGAUGAUGAAGGCUGGAUAUGCGUUAUUCUUUCUGCAAAGUUUCAGAUUUUCUCUUUUUUGAAAAAAAGGGAGAAUGCCGGUUGA